AUGCAGACAGGUUACAGUCAGGGCUCCCUGAGGGUGAGGCUCGCCACGAAGCAGCCCCGCGCGCCCGGGCGACGGAGACAUAAAGAGCCCAUUGCCCGGGCUCCUCUUCAUCUGCUGAAUCUUUCCCUCACCAGCACUCGCCAACUAAACUGGCUUUACUACUACUACAGACGAUCUAGUGGGCAAGCCCCAGCUCUUUACCCGACCUGGAACCCAUUUAACCAAGAUAUUCAGUGA
Molecule: messenger RNA, 237 nt
Organism: Nannizzia gypsea CBS 118893
Lineage: Eukaryota; Fungi; Ascomycota; Eurotiomycetes; Onygenales; Arthrodermataceae
Exons: 3
Coding region: 1-237 (78 amino acids)
Source: RefSeq, a predicted model, not a curated record